Messenger RNA from Habropoda laboriosa, 2174 nucleotides. RefSeq names its product serine/threonine-protein kinase par-1-like. Gene Ontology annotation, molecular function: tau-protein kinase activity; ATP binding; protein serine/threonine kinase activity. Gene Ontology annotation, cellular component: cytoplasm. The transcript has 9 exons. Bases 24 to 2174 code for a protein of 716 amino acids. The record is from RefSeq and is a predicted model, not a curated record. Gene Ontology annotation, biological process: protein phosphorylation; intracellular signal transduction; microtubule cytoskeleton organization. Lineage: Eukaryota; Metazoa; Arthropoda; Insecta; Hymenoptera; Apidae.
UUUGAAAUUAUUCAUAAAUAAAAAUGGAUUCUGGCGUGAGUCAAGGAAAAAAACAAAUUCGUGUAGGAUUUUAUGAUAUUGAAGGCACCAUUGGUAAAGGAAACUUUGCUGUGGUAAAAUUAGCUAGACAUCGUAUUACCAAAACAGAGGUUGCUAUUAAAAUAAUUGAUAAAACACAAUUGGAUCCUACCAAUCUUGAAAAAGUUUAUAGAGAGGUAGAAAUAAUGAAACAAUUAGAACAUCCACACAUUGUUAAAUUAUAUCAAGUUAUGGAAACAAAGAAUAUGAUAUAUAUGGUAUGUGAAUAUGCAAGCAAAGGUGAAAUAUUUGACUAUAUUGCACGAUAUGGAAGAAUGGGAGAACCCAGAGCUCGUGCAACAUUUGCUCAAAUACUUUCUGCGGUUGAAUACUGCCAUGCAACGGGUGUAGCACAUCGUGAUCUCAAAGCUGAAAAUUUACUCUUGGAUGCUGAGAUGAAUGUUAAGAUUGCUGACUUUGGCUUUAGCAAUAGAUUUUCACCUGGUGAAAGGUUAAGUACAUGGUGUGGUAGUCCCCCGUAUGCAGCACCAGAGGUUUUUCGAGGGAAACAUUAUGCUGGUCCUGAAAUUGAUGUGUGGAGUUUAGGUGUUGUAUUAUAUGUAUUAGUAUGUGGAGCACUGCCCUUUGAUGGAUCUACCCUUCAAUCUUUAAGAGAUCGUGUUUUGAGUGGAAGAUUUAAAAUUCCAUACUUUAUGAGUACAGAUUGUGAAAGUUUAAUACGUAAAAUGUUAGUUUUGGAACCUGCAAAACGAUAUACCAUUCCACAAAUAAAGAGACAUCGUUGGAUGGCUCUAUCUCCAGACAGUAUUUUAUCAAUGAUCAUAAGAAGAUCAUCAUCAUCCAUCCAAGAACCAAAUGAACAAAUACUUCGACUUAUGCAUAGUUUAGGCAUAGACAUUACACGAACUAGAGAGUCUUUAAGGAAUAGUAGCUAUGAUCAUCAUGCAGCUAUUUAUUUCUUGUUGUUAGAAAGGUUGAAACAACAUCGUGUCACCAGCACAGCAUACAAUGCCUGCUGGCCUAAUGUUGCAGGAACAAAAGAAGACAAAUUCAAAUCAAGGACAAGAGAAGACGCAACUCGAGGAGGAAAAAGGUUUAGUUCAACUAGUUCUUCAACUGAUGAAGGAUGCUGUAGUGCAGAAGGUGAUUUGGAGGAAGGUCCAAGUGGUGAUGAAUUGAGAGAAGCUCAAAUAAAACUUGAGGAACAUAGACUAGGCCUAGAUCAUGAUAUCAGUCAACGAAUUGACAGUCAGAUAGUCAAUCGAAGAUUAAGUGAUUAUCAACAGCAUUUUGAUACCCCACUUAUGGAUUCUAUUGAUCCUCCUAGUCGAACGACAUUAUUUAUUGCGGGUGGUAACGGUAGUUCAUCAUCCGAACUUUUUGAAUCCAGUUUUGACUCUGGUUGUCCGCCAGAUUACUCAGGAGCAAAUUCAUUCACAAGUAGCUUGCCCUCCUGCACACCUCCACCACCUCCAUCGCCAAUGACUGGUAAAUUGUCAAGAGUUUCUAAAGAACGAAGAGCUUCUGAUAGUGGACCUAGAUUACUGUUUUGUCAACAAGGUGGUGGAGACAGACCGACUAAGCAGCGAAGUAUUCAAGAUUCUGGUAAAGCUAGAGGUCAUUUAGAUCUUGUUCAUUUGAAACCACCAUCUACUCCAUCAGAAAAUCAACAACAAUUUAAAAUUCGAGACUCCAGUACACAGUUACAACUACUAGUUCAACAACGUAUGUUGCAACAAAAACGAAAUUUAUACCAUCGACAAAGAGGUGGAGGAAGUCCAACUCCAAUACCGGUAUCAACGAGUAGCACGAGUAGACGCACUGACCAUGUACCAAGGCAAGACAGUUAUAAAUUAGCUCAAAGAACACAGAUCUUACCACCUUUAUCUCAGGGACACGUUGAUAGAGACUUUGAUAGAGAAAGAAAACAAGAUGAAGAAAGAUGGAAAAGUCUACCAUCUCGACUAGCAGCAGAUUGUCAGUUAGCUGAAAGUACACUGCUGUGGAGCCAACAGGUGGGCCUCAGUGGAGGAGCGUCAUAUUUGCCACCUGGCAGUGUAGGUGGCUUCUUAUGGCCCACUGGAAGCAACCCUCAUUCAACCAUCUUCGAAAAUGUGGGGGAUCCAAUGGAAUGA